Molecule: messenger RNA, 1980 nt
Organism: Falco peregrinus (peregrine falcon)
Lineage: Eukaryota; Metazoa; Chordata; Aves; Falconiformes; Falconidae
Product: acyl-coenzyme A thioesterase 1-like
Exons: 3
Coding region: 33-1304 (423 amino acids)
Biological process (GO): fatty acid metabolic process; acyl-CoA metabolic process
Molecular function (GO): fatty acyl-CoA hydrolase activity
Source: RefSeq, a predicted model, not a curated record
UGGAGCGGGCAGCCGGCCCCGCGGGCGCUGGGAUGGCGGCGGAGGUGGCGGCGGAGGUGGCGGGGCCGCCAGCCCCCCGCUGCCUGCUGGAUGACCCCGUGCAGAUCCGCGUGGCGGGUCUCGCACCGUGGCAGGCCGUCACCCUCCGCGCCAGCCUGCGGGACGAGAGCGGGGAGCUCUUCGAAGCCCACGCCCGCUACAGAGCGGGCAGCAGCGGCGAGCUGGACCUCGGCCGCUCCCCGGCGCUGGGGGGCAGCUACCGGGGCGUGGAGCCCAUGGGGCUGCUCUGGUCUCUGCGGGCUAAAGCUCCCUACAAGCGCCUGGCAAAGAGGAACGUCCUGACCCCUUUCCGCGUGGACCUGGAGGUGUACGAGGGCCACGGGGACAUGAGCUGCUUGCUGGGAAAAUGCACCAACGAGCGAUGGGUUUUGGGAGAGGGGGUGAAGAGGAUUUCAGUCAGAGAAGGUCGUCUGAAAGCAACCCUCUUCCUCCCUGCUGGACGUGGUCCAUUCCCUGGGCUUAUUGAUUUGUAUGGAUCGGGAGGAGGUCUUGUUGAAUACAGAGCGAGUCUCCUGGCUAGCAGAGGCUUCGUGACGCUGGCUCUUGCCUACAUGGCCUUUGAAGAUCUCCCAGCUAUGCCAGACGUUCUUGAACUGAGUUAUUUUGAGGAAGCUGUGAACUUUUUGCGGAAGCAGCCACAGGUGAAAGACACAGGGAUUGGUGUUUUGGGCUUGUCUAAAGGAGCUGAUCUAGCCCUUUCCAUGGCCACGUUUCUACCUGGCAUCAAGGCAGCUGUCAGCAUAUCUGGAAGCGGGUUUAAUAGCUUAAUUCCCCUGCAGGGGGAUGGUUUCACUCUUCCUGCCCACCCGUAUGAUUUGGGGAGGAUGAAGACCAGGGAUGAAUCUGGCCUAGUAGAUUUUUCAGAUGUCCUACAUGAUCACAGGGACCCCGCGACUUGGGAUUGCCACAUUCCCAUGGAGAGGUCCUCGGCUAAGUUCCUCUUCCUGUCCGGACUGGAUGACAUGAACUGGAAAAGUGACCUCUAUUGCCGGGAUGCUGUCCAGCGCCUUCGGCAGUAUGGACGGGAAGUAGAGUUCUGCUCCUACUCUGGAGCGGGGCACCUCUUGGAGCCACCAUACUUGCCUCUGUGCCAGGCUUCGAUCCACAAAGUGCUUGGGGUGUUUGUGCACUGGGGAGGGCAAUGGAGGGAGCAUGCCAAAGCCCAAGAGGACGCGUGGCGCAGGAUACAGGCCUUCUUCUGGCAACACUUGGUGGACUCAGACAUCCCUAGGAGUAAGAUGUAGAGGCAGCUGUCAAAGAUGGGGAACCAGGGCUGGUAUUUCAGCUCUAACUGAAUCGUGGAGGCUUAUCAAAAGUUUCCUGGCUUGCCCUCCUCUAAACCCCACUGUUGCAUAGCUGUUUAUUUUCAUUCCCCUUCCAUUUUUCAGUUGAAUUUUAGUUGUCUUUGGCCCCAGCUGCGCUGCAGAUUGGCACCAUUUUAUAUGCCCGUGUGCUGUAGUCACCUGAGGAAAACCCGUCAUCCCAUCAUGUGCAUUGCAUUUGUACUGAGGCUAUUGUUGCCCUCAAUCUCCGACUGUCUCCUUUUGUAGCAGGGAAUGCUCUCAUAGGAGGAGUUUUCCCUUGAAUAGUUUAGUUUUCCAGUUUUAACGAACCUAGAUGUAAACGGCACUUUCUUGGGGCAACACAUUAGUACACUCACCUUUCUUCAUGGUAUAUCAUUUUCUCACAUUUCUUAGUAAAAAGGUUGUGACAGUUCCGGUCUCAGCUAAGCAAAGAGGUACUCUUCUGACUUAUUUUGAAGUGCCGUGAUAACAUUUUAUUGCUGGUCCCUCAAAACCCAGAAGUGAAUCUUACUGAGGUCACGCUGGUUGUAUCUCCUGCUGACUCCAGAUAAGUUACACAUCAGAGUAAAGCGUCUGCUGCACUACUCAAUAAAUGCAGUGUGUAUGGGUGUACGCA